AUGACGGACGGGAAGGAGUUCGGGGCUCAGGCCCCUGGGACGGACGGCAGAUUCGCAGGGGACAGCACGGACGCCCUGGCAGCGGGCCGUGCCCCCACGAGGGGGCUGUGGCGCUCCACUCUCCUCCGGGGGCACCCUGAGACCCAGAGCCCCGCACUGGCUUCUCCGGGGCCUCCUGCGCGGCCUGGUGCUGGGACCCAGGCCCAGGCUGCUGGAGCCUUCUCCACGCGCAGCGCCCCUUCCGCUCGGGGCGUCCGGACGGACUCCUGGCUGCGGCCGGCCUCCUACCGUCCAGGUGCUCGGGCCGAUGGCUCCGAAUCACCCCUGUGUCCCGCGCCCAGAGCCCCCAGCCGACCCCCCAGCGGGCCACCCCGUGUGUCCUCCGCACCCGCCGGCUACCACGUCCCCCUAAACCGUGGGUCUGCGUUCUGCUUCCAGCGACGCGGAGCGGCGGCAACGGGGCACGUGGAGAGGGAAACGAGCCGACGAGCCAGGGAAGAGACGAACGGCCAUCUGAAGGGACAGGAGAGGGGACGGGAGAGGGACCACGAGACGGCAGAACGGGACACAGCUGACACUGGAAGAAGCAGCCCCGGAUCGCCGCGAGAAUUUCAGAGACUAGGGCCAUCGGCCCCAAACAGGGAUUCUGCCGAGAACACCCACCUGCGCGUCCGUGUGCGGCCCUGCGCAGCCUGUCCCCACCGCGCAGGCCCCCCUGCUACACGCUUCGCCCCACCCCUGCACUGUGGCCCCUCCUUGCACAAUAAAGGAUAUUCCUUCUAGA
This is a messenger RNA of Panthera uncia (snow leopard), 784 nucleotides long. Its product is annotated as atrophin-1-like. NCBI's taxonomy places the organism in Eukaryota, Metazoa, Chordata, Mammalia, Carnivora, Felidae. The record is from RefSeq and is a predicted model, not a curated record. Bases 1 to 783 code for a protein of 260 amino acids. The transcript has 4 exons.